CUGAGCUGCAACUAAACAGUGUCGCACCAGCGCAGCCCUCCUUCAAAUGACUCUCUAACAAAUGUGCCUUACCUUCUAGGACUUUGAGUCUCAUGUGGUUUACUUUGUGUUUUUGUAAACAACUCAAAAGAAAGCUGAGGACUGUGAUCUCAUGGGAAAUACCAGUUUUGAAACCAUAACAUGGAAACAUGGCCAAAUCAGGAGACCAUGUGGAAACCUACCAGGAGGAGCUCAGGGAGCAGAUCAUCGCUGGGGUGGGGUCACCUGGAGCCACCACGGAGGCCAGGGUCUCACAGCAACCCACACCUAUCACCGACACUCCAACGCCACAGGAACAAAUGGGGGAGUCCAGAGUUAGCCUCCACCAGAUGCUUUCACACCAGGAACCUGAGCUUGUAGCUGAAUUAGCGCAAAGACAAGAGAACAGCACAAUGGCAAACAUCAAGAAAUUAGUGGACAAACAGACACAGGUCAACAUGAAAACCAACAGGGAGACUAUUAUAAGGCAAAGGCAACUGACACGUGAAGUGAUGGAGGAGAUCGAACAACAAUGGGAAGAGACACAAAGCGAAAGGAAUAAAACUGGAUGCUUAAAGAUAAAGAUAGAACAGCAACAGAAGGACAUUAACAGACUGACAGCUGAAAAACACCAUCAGUGUUUACUGAUAGAAAAACUGAGAUUAGAGAUGGAGAACGUUAUUGAGAAACUCCAGGAAAAUAAAAAUGAAGCCACUCGAGAAAAAACGCAGCUUCUGGAAAUGUGGGAUGAAAUGUAUCAAGAGAGGGAAGCUCUGGACAGAAGACGUAAUGAGAUCAGGAGUGAGCGACAAAGACUGGAAACCAUCACAUGUGAUAAGACAAGACAAGAAGGUAAGGAACCCAAAGAACUCAUGGCAAAGCGAGAAGAGGGGAUGAUGAAGAGGCUCCUGCAAGCAAAGCAGGCAAAAGAACAACUUGACAAAAUCAUGGCAGACAUAAAGCGACAGAUGAAGAGAAGUAAAGAGGAUAUUUCACAAUAUAGAAGUCAAAUUGAGCACAUCAAACUUAAUAUGGAAGUCAAUAUCAAUAAGGUGAAGCAAAGGUGGAGGGAGGUUCAAAGAGAUGUGGAAAUGCAGAAAGCUGCAGUCCCAGAGAUGGAGAAGAGGGAAAGACAGAACAAAGGAACGGACACAUUUGACAGCGUGAAGGUCAAACUUGGCAGAAUCCGAGAAGAGAUGGAGAAACUUUGGGAUGUGCUGGAAGACAGUCAACAACAAGUUGAGGUGAAUAUGAGAGAGAGGCAGGAGAUAAAUGAAGAGACUGAAAGGCAAAAACAAGAGCUGGACAACAAGUUACAAAGGACACAGAAAGAAAUAAGAGAGUUGGAGGCCAUAAAGACUGAGAUGGACAUAAAGAAAAAGAACCUGAUAAAAAUGAUAAGGAUGAGCAGGAGAAAAAAAGAGGCGAUAAACGAAUUGAAGAAAGAGGCCGAAUAUAAUAAACAAGACACGGAGGGAAGACAAGAUAAGACGACAGGACAGACAGAGCAGGCACCGGAGGGGAAAAUGGAGGACGGACACAGGAUAAGACCUAAAGAAACUCAGUUUGAAGAAGAGAACAUGGAGAUGAACUACAAAGUGAAAGCCGACAUGCAGAGAGUGAUUUCUGAAGUACAAGAAAUCAGGAAGAUGCUGCAGGGGUCACAGCAGGAGCCGGAGCGGGGAAUGGAGGACGAGCACGAGAUAACACUUAAAGAAAAUCAGUUUGAGGAAGACAACAUAAAGAUAAACGCCAAUGAAAAAGUGAAAGCUGACAUGCAGAGAGUGAUUUUUGAAGUUCGUGAAAUCAGAAAGAUGCUGCAAAUGGUGAGAGGAGAUAUAGAACAGAGGAGGAGGCUCUUCACAGAGGAGAAGAGCCAGAUCAAAUGGAGAAAUUUUCAAGAGAGGAAAAAGCAAAGGGCACUAGAGCAGCGGCUGGAGAAGACCAUGAAAGAGAGGGAUGAGUUAGAGAUUCUGAAGGUGAAGAUGCGAAGACAAUGGGAGGAGGCAGAACAAAAACUGGAAAAUACAAUAACCACAAUGCUGACUAUGGCUGACAUGAAAACUAACAUAGAAAAAGCUGCCACAGAGAUGAAAAACACACAAGAGGAAAUGUUCAAAGCCCAAAGGGAGAUGGAAAAGAACAAGGAAGAAGUGAAAAAAUACAUGGACAAGCUGACUUCAAUGAAAGCUCAGGUCAGCAGAUGGAUAUCGACAGAGUCUGCGAUCAAAAAGACUUUUUCAGUGAAAACAUCUAAACUUCAAGAACCACAGAAAGAAAGAGUCAGAGAAUCCCUCAAAGAUCAAACACGGGAAAUUCCAACAGACCAAGGAAGAGCAGACGAUGAACUUACAAAAGAGGCUGUGUCCUUCCAACAGUCUGGUCCAUUAGAAGACCAGCAGCAAAGUGAGGACAUGAAAGGACAGGAGCACAGGCAGUUUUUAGCAGUGGACAUAAAUGAAAAGCAGCAGAUUUUCUUACAGGUGCAGACAGAGGUCUAUGAAGAAAUCCUUUCUGAUGAUGAUCAGGCAGAAUUGAUAAUAAAUGUAAGACAAAAGGAAGAAGUGGAAAAGCAGAUAUUCACACUCAAGGAGAGAGAGGAGGAAAUCAAAGAACAAGUAAAGGAUGCUAUGGAGAACAUGGAGGAAAAAAAUCAAGAGAUUAAAAGGCUCAUUAGGGAUAUAAAUGACCUGCAGAGCCAGAGGCCGGAGACUGAAACUGGGUUACAAGUUACAGUCAGGGAAACUGGAAAAGUGGAGGAAGAAGACACGGGACUGCUGAAAGAAACAGAGCACAGAGACAUUUUGUGGGUAAACACCAAUGUUUUCAAACAUGAAACAACUACAUAUGAAGUCCAUGUGCAAAAAGAGGACAACGGCAAUGAAGUGAAACAAGAGUCUGACAUGAUGAGACUGACACAAAGUCAGGAGUCAAAAAAAGAUCUACAGACGCAGACUGAGGCGAUGGAUGGAGGUUCUGAGCCAAAGGACACAGGAAGUGCUGAUAUACAGAGACUUAGGGCAGAGAUUUACAGAACAAAAGAAAUCAUGAGAUUAGUAAAACUAGACCUAAAAGUCCAAACAGAGAGAAUGAAUGUUGACACAGAUCAUACAGAUGGUGACAGUGAAACAGAAGGACUGCUACAAGAAAUGAGACAAAUCCAAGAGUUUUUGAAAAUGGUAAAAACUGCAAUGAGGCAAAGCGAAAUGCACUUGGAAGAAGAAAUGAGUAACAUGAAAUUGGCAAAAACUGCAGCAAAAAGACAGAAAAGAGAACUGGAUCAGAGGUUGGAGAAAACCUUGAGAGAGAGAGACAAAUUAGACAUUUUGAAAAUCAAAGUGCAGAGACAAGCUGAAGCGAUUGAGCAGCAGCUGGAGAGAAUGGCGAACGUUAAGAGCGCCAUCGAGAAAAUGGCUGUGAAGACUAGAGAAAAAAGUCAGCAUGCAAAGAUUAUCAUGGACGAGACUGAAGCAAAACUGAGACAGUUAGAAGGCCUAAACGACAAGAUUAAGGCUACAGAACACCACCUGGAAAGCACUUAUCUGUUGAUAUCCCAGGAAAGAGCUAACCUCAAAAAAUUCAAGAACCAAAUCUGUCAGAAAAAGGUCGGAGAACCUGCAUCGGAAAAGAAGGGAGACAUAAAGAAAUACAGUACAGCUGAAGCUGAUAAAGAAAGGGACAAACAAAAGAGAAGAAUGGGCAAAGAAAUGGGGGAAACAGAAAAUGAAAACUUUGGACUCAGUUCAGAUAAGGAGAAGCUGGAAGAAGACGUUAAACUCAUCCUGGAGAGUCUGGACCAGAAAAACAGUGAAGCUGAACAACAUGAGCAAGUGAAGCAAGAGAUGAAGAGAGAAGAGAGUGAGAUGCUGAAACAACAGAUUCAAAUGGAGAAGGAGAGUGUGAAGAUAGCAAGACAGCAAGCCGAAGCUGAAAUGCAUGAGAUGAACUGUUUAAGGGAAUAUAUUGAAAGACAAAAAGAGGAGCUUGAUUUCAGAGCACAGGCAGCCAAAAGAGAAAUAAGAGAAAUGGAACUGCUCAAGUCAGAGCUGGAAACGAAGAGAAAAGAAGGUGAACAGAUGUUUGGGAAAAGCAUGAGAAAAAAAGAGGAGUGCGAAAUGGUGUGGAAGGAAAUACAAAGAGAGAAGGAAUCACUGAGGAGAGAGACCAGAAAAAGACAAAGAGAAUUAGACCAAAGACUGGAGAAAACCAUGAGAGAGAGGGAUGAGUUAGAGGUGCUGAGGAUAAAACUGCAACAACAGAAGGAAGAGCAAGCCGAGGACAGGCAGGGCAGCAAAGACACAACCACUCUCAUCCAAGUAUACAGAGGGUAUGAAAAACAAAGUCUGGAAAAGAAGACGGGAAGCAACAAGGAGGAAGAUGCAAUGGUACACCAAAGCUCAAAGAUCACUGAUUCCACUGCUGACCCCCAAAACAUGAGACAAAAGAUUGACGUACAGUUGGAAAUAAUUAGAAGGGAAAUGGGAAUUCUGGAAAAUGUAAAUGUUCACUUAGGGAAACAAAGAGAAGGGCUCAAAGCAUUAAAAGGCGAGAACAGGACUAUUAAAGACAACAUGAUCAAAACCAAAUCCUUCAUAAAGAUUGUCUUUGAAAAACUGACUAUUCAAGCAGAAGCAGAGGUGGAUGAAAUGGUCCAAAUGAGGGAGGAUAUCCAAAAACAAAAACAGGAGCUUGACAUUGCUCUAGUGAAAGUUAAAAGAGAAAGAAGAGAGAUGGAAGUGCUGAAGUCUGAGUUGGAGUUCAAGAAAAGAGAAAAUCAACAGAUGAUCCGAAAAGGCAACCGAAAAGACCAGGAAGUGAAAGAGAUGUGGGCUGAUGUCAAAGCAGAAAAAGAUGCCCUCAAGAAGGAGAUGAGGAAGAGGAAGAAAGAGCUCGACCAGCAGCUGGAGAGGAUCAUCAGAGAGAGAGAUGAACUAGAGAUCAUGAAGCUGAAGCUGCAAAAAGAAAAGGAUGAGAGCAGAGGUGGAACGGAGCGGUUGUGGGUUCCGCACAUCACUAAAGUUGCAAAUCAAAUUCUUAAGCACUGCCAACUAAUUCACAUAUGCAUGGAGAAAUGUAAAGACAUGAAAAAACACAGUGAAGAUUUGAAUGCAGCCAUUCAUGAUGAAAAACAACACAUGGAGGCCCAGGCAAAAAUCAUAACCCAGGCAAGGGAAGAAAUAGAAAACAUGAAGGAGGAUAUUAAAAGGCAGAAAGAAAUGAUGACGAGCGCAUUAAAGGACCUGCAGCAAAAGCAAACACAUUUGGAGCAAGUGGAGAUGAACAUCAGAAAAGUGGAAAAGGAGAAACAUGCAGAAAAAUCAGAAGAGUUAGACCUGAGAGAGAAGGAGAUGGAGAGUGAGAAGGAGCAGCUACAUGGAAAACUUGAUACUGCAACAGGACAACAGAAAUUAAAAAGUAGGAAAAAACUUCAUCUCAAAAAACUGAAAUCAGAGCUGAAGCAAGACAGAGAGGAUCCAAAAAGAGUGAAUGAGAGGAACAGAAAGAGAAAGGACUUAGAACAAUUCAGGUCUGAUGUUCUGAAACAUGGUCACAUGUUAGAACAAGAUAAAGAAGAUAUACGGAAGGAAGCCGAAAAGCUGGAAAUCACAAAGAUUGAGUUACAAAAGAAAACAGAACAUGCAGAAGAAGAAGGGGAACAUUUAAUGAUUGAUGUGAAGAAAAAGAAAGACAAGGUUGAAGCUGCCAUGAAGAACAUCAGCGGAGAGAGAGAACUCCUCAGCCAGAUGAAGACUGACAUUGACAGAGACAGAGAAAUGCUUUGGAAUGAAAAGGACAAACUGGAAAGAGAAAGGUCUGAGCUGAUGAUGAGGGAACAUCAAGUCACAAAUAAAAUGAAAGUCAUAGAAAAUCUGAGAGUAAAACUUUAUCAGCUGAAUGCAAGGAUGAGUAAAGACACGAGUGACAAAAUCAUCAGACUGGAAAAAAACAACGAAGACGUACUGAAACUGCUCAGUGUUUUGGAGCAAAAGCUAAUUGACGUGGAUCAACACAAAGAAAAUAUAACAUGUUCCACUGAGACGCUACAGAGAGAAAGGGAAGGUUUGAAGAGGGUGUUGUCAGAAAUUGUCGUCCAGAGAAAAGACAUGAAAAAUCGACUGGAAGCAGAGGCUGUAUUGGAGAAGAAAGAUCUAAUGAAACUAAAGGCAGAGCUGCAGAAAGAGAGAGAAGAUCAGGAAAGAAUGAAUGAGAUGAUGAACAAAGAGAAGCAGGAGCUGGAGCUGAUGAGAUCUGAUGUCAAGAACCAAAUGGACUUGUUAGAACAAGAGAAACAAGAUCUAAGCAAAGAAAAAGACAAGUUGGAAAUGACACAGACUGAACUACAGAAGAAGAAAGAACAUGCAGACAGUCUGUUUGAUGAGAUCAACAGAGAAAAAACCAACAUUAAAGAUCUGACCCUUCAGGUUCACACUGAAGGAGACAAACUUCAGAAUGUGAUGAACAUCAUUGCAUUGAAGCAAAAAGAACAGGAACUCCAGGAUGAGAACAACAGAAGAAUAAAAGAAGAACUGGAAAGCCAAGAGAAGAGAAUACUGGCAGAAAGACAGGAAGUGGAACGUUUGAGGAAGGAUCUCAUCAAGAAGAAAGAAGAAGCUGAGGUUGCAAUGGAGGACAUGAGUGGAGAGAGAGAAUUCCUCAGUCAGAUGAAGACUGACAUUGACAGAGAGAGAGAAAUGUUUUGGAAUGAAAAGGACAAACUGGAAAGAGAAAGAUCUGAGCUGAUGAUGAGGGAACAUCAACUGACCAAUAAAAUGAAAGUCAUAGAAAAUCUGAGAGUAAAACUUCAACAGCUGAAUGAAAGGAUGAGUAAAGACAUCAAACACAAAAUGGAAAGUUUACAACACAACAAUGAAGAUGUGAUAAUAGUGUGCAAUGCCCUGGAAGAAAAGGUAGCAGAACUUGAUGGACAGAAAGAAAACAUGGCGUGUUACUCUGAGCUGUUAGAGAGAGAAAAGGAAGGUCUGAUCAGUAUACUGUCAGACAUUGUCAUCCAGAAAGAGAACACUGAAAAUCUAUUGAAGGAAAACAAACUGACAGAAAAACUACAUCUUGAUGGACUGAAGACUGAGCUGGAGAAAGAAAGAGAAGAUCUGAACAGAGAGAAGGAGAUGAUGAACAAAGAGAAACUGGACUUGGAGCUGAUGAGAUCUGACGUCAAGAACCAAAUGGACUUGUUAGAACAAGAGAAACAAGGUCUAAGCAAAGAAAAACACAAGUUGGAAAUGACACAGACUGAACUACAGAAGAAGAAAGAACAUGCAGACAGUCUGUUUGAUGAGAUCAACAGAGAGAAAACCAACAUUAAAGAUCUGACCCUUCAAGUUCACACUGAAAGAGACAAACUUCAGAAUGUGAUGAACAUCAUUGCAUUAAAGCAAAAAGAACAAGAACUAAAGGACAAUGACAUCAAAACACAAACUCAAGAACUACAAACCCAAAGGAACAGUGUAAUGGAAGAAAAAGAAAAACUGCAAGUUUUGAGGAAGGAUCUCAACAAAGAGAAAGAGGAGAUUGAUUCUGCCAUGAACAGCAUCAGUAGAGAGAGAGAACUCCUCAGUCAGAUGAAGACUAGUCUUGACAUGGACAGAGAACAACUUGAGAAGGAGAAAGAUAAACUGGAAGCAGAACUGUCUGAGUUUAACGUCAGAGAAGAUCAGUUCUUGAGGAAAAUACUAUCCUUACAAACUCUAAGGGCAAAACUCAAGGAGCUGAAUGAAAGGACUUGCAGAGAGAUCAAAAACAAAACAGAAAUAUUAGAACAAAACAAAAGAGAUAUGCAGAGUUUAUGCCUGAUAUUGAAGCAAAGACUUGCAGACACUGAUGAGGAGAGAAACCAGAUAUCGGUUUACACUCAGAUGAUACAAACAGAAAAAAAUCAACUUAGAGGUUUACUAUCAGAGAUGGUAAUGAAACAAGAAGUCAUGGAAAAUCAAUGGAAGAAGAAGAUUGACAUGGAAGAGAUAAAUCUUGACAAACAGAGGGCAGAACUGAUGAAAGAAAGGGAAGAUGUGGAAAGAAUGAAUGAGAAGAUGAACAAAGAGAAACUGGACUUGGAGCUGAUGAGAUCUGAUGUCAAGAACCAAAUGGACUUGUUAGAACAAGAGAAACAAGAUCUAAGAAAAGAAAAAGACAAGUUGGAAAUGACAAAGACUGAACUACAGAAGAAGAAAGAACAUGCAGACAGUCUGUUUGAUGAGAUCAACAGAGAGAAAACCAACAUUAAAGAUCUGACCCUUCAGGUUCACACUGAAAGAGACAAACUUCAGAAUGUGAUGACCAUCAUUGCAUGGAAGCAAAAAGAACAAGAACUCAAGGAUGAGAACAACAGAAGAAUAAAAGAAGAACUGGAAAGCCAAGAGGAGAGAAUACUGGCAGAAAGACAAGAAGUGGAAAGUUUGAGGAAGGAUCUCAACAAGAAGAAAGAAGAAGCUGAAGCCACAAUGAAGGACAUGAGUGGAGAGAGAGAACUCCUCAGUCAGAUGAAGACUGAGAUUGACAGAGACAGAGAAAUGUUUUGGAAUGAAAAGGACAAACUGGAAAGAGAAAGGUCUGAGCUGAUGAUGAGGGAACAUCAAGUCACCAAUAAAAUGAAAGUCAUAGAAAAUCUGAGAGUAAAACUGCAACAGCUGAAUGAAAGGAUGAAUAAAGACAUGAGUAACAAAAUCAUCAGACUGGAACAAAACAAUGAAGACGUUCUGAAACUGCUCAGUGUUUUGGAGCAAAAGCUAAUUGAUGUGGAUCAACACAAAGAAAAUAUAACACGUUCCACUGAGACACUACAGAGAGAAAGGGAAGGUUUGAAGAGGGUGUUGUCAGGAAUUGUCGUCCAGAGACAAGACAUGAAAAAUCGACUGGAAGCAGAGGCUGUGUUGGAGAAGAAAGAUCUAAUGAAACUAAAAGCAGAGCUGGAGAAAGAGAGAGAAGAUCAGGAAAGAAUGAAUGAGAUGAUGAACAAAGAGAAGAUGGACAUGGAGCUGAUGAGAUCUGACGUCAAGAACCAAAUGGACUUGUUAGAACAAGAGAAACAAGAUCUAAGAAAAGAAAAAGACAAGUUGGAAAUGACAAAGACUGAACUACAGAAGAAGAAAGAACAUGCAGACAGUCUGUUUGAUGAGAUCAACAGAGAGAAAACCAACAUUAAAGAUCUGACCCUACAAGUUCACACUCAAAGAGACAAACUUCAGAAUGUGAUGAACAUCAUUGCAUGGAAGCAAAAAGAACAAGAACUCCAGUAUGAGAACAACAGAAGAAUAAAAGAAGAACUGGAAAGCCUAGAGAAGAGAAUACUGGCAGAAAGACAGGAAGUGGAACGUUUGAGGAAGGAUCUCAACAAGAAGAAAGAAGAAGCUGAGGUUGCAAUGAAGGACAUGAGUGGAGAGAGAGAAUUCCUCAGUCAGAUGAAGACUGAGAUUGACAGAGACAGAGAAAUGUUUUGGAAUGAAAAGGACAAACUGGAACGAGAAAGGUCUGAGCUGAUGAUGAGGGAACAUCAAGUCACCAAUAAAAUGAAAGUCAUAGAAAAUCUGAGAGUAAAACUGCAACAGCUGAAUGAAAGGAUGAAUAAAGACAUGAGUAACAAAAUCAUCAGACUGGAACAAAACAAUGAAGACGUUCUGAAACUGCUCAGUGUUUUGGAGCAAAAGCUAAUUGAUGUGGAUCAACACAAAGAAAAUAUAACACGUUCCACUGAGACACUACAGAGAGAAAGGGAAGGUUUGAAGAGGGUGUUGUCAGGAAUUGUCGUCCAGAGACAAGACAUGAAAAAUCGACUGGAAGCAGAGGUUGUGUUGGAGAAGAAAGAUCUAAUGAAACUAAAAGCAGAGCUGGAGAAAGAGAGAGAAGAUCAGGAAAGAAUGAAUGAGAUGAUGAACAAAGAGAAGAUGGACAUGGAGCUGAUGAGAUCUGACGUCAAGAACCAAAUGGACUUGUUAGAACAAGAGAAACAAGAUCUAAGAAAAGAAAAAGACAAGUUGGAAAUGACAAAGACUGAACUACAGAAGAAGAAAGAACAUGCAGACAGUCUGUUUGAUGAGAUCAACAGAGAGAAAACCAACAUUAAAGAUCUGACCCUACAAGUUCACACUCAAAGAGACAAACUUCAGAAUGUGAUGAACAUCAUUGCAUGGAAGCAAAAAGAACAAGAACUCCAGUAUGAGAACAACAGAAGAAUAAAAGAAGAACUGGAAAGCCAAGAGAAGAGAAUACUGGCAGAAAGACAGGAAGUGGAACGUUUGAGGAAGGAUCUCAACAAGAAGAAAGAAGAAGCUGAGGUUGCAAUGAAGGACAUGAGUGGAGAGAGAGAAUUCCUCAGUCAGAUGAAGACUGACAUUGACAGAGAAAGAGAAAUGUUUUGGAAUGAAAAGGACAAACUGGAAAGAGAAAGGUCUGAGCUGAUGAUGAGGGAACAUCAAAUUGUCGUCCAGAGACAAGACAUGAAAAAUCGACUGGAAGCAGAGGCUGUGUUGGAGAAGAAAGAUCUAAUGAAACUAAAAGCAGAGCUGGAUAAAGAGAGAGAAGAUCAGGAAAGAAUGAAUGAGAUGAUGAACAAAGAGAAGCUGGACAUGGAGCUGAUGAGAUCUGACAUCAAGAACCAAAUGGACUUGUUAGAACAAGAGAAACAAGAUCUAAGAAAAGAAAAAGACAAGUUGGAAAUGACAAAGACUGAACUACAGAAGAAGAAAGAACAUGCAGACAGUCUGUUUGAUGAGAUCAACAGAGAGAAAACCAACAUUAAAGAUCUGACCCUACAAGUUCACACUCAAAGAGACACACUUCAGAAUGUGAUGAACAUCAUUGCAUGGAAGCAAAAAGAACAAGAACUCCAGUAUGAGAACAACAGAAGAAUAAAAGAAGAACUGGAAAGCCUAGAGAAGAGAAUACUGGCAGAAAGACAGGAAGUGGAACGUUUGAGGAAGGAUCUCAACAAGAAGAAAGAAGAAGCUGAGGUUGCAAUGAAGGACAUGAGUGGAGAGAGAGAAUUCCUCAGUCAGAUGAAGACUGACAUUGACAGAGAAAGAGAAAUGUUUUGGAAUGAAAAGGACAAACUGGAAAGAGAAAGGUCUGAGCUGAUGAUGAGGGAACAUCAAGUCACCAAUAAAAUGAAAGUCACAGAAAAUCUGAGAGUAAAACUGCAACAGCUGAAUGAAAGGAUGAGUAAAGACAUCAAACACAAAAUGGAAAGUUUACAACAGAAAAAUGAAGAUGUGAUAUUAGUGUACAAUGCACUGGAAGAAAAUAUAGCAGAACUUGGUGGACAGAAAGAAAACAUGGUGUGUUACUCUGAGCUGUUAGAGAGAGAAAAGGAAGGUCUGAUCAGUAUACUGUCAGACAUUGUCAUCCAGAAAGAGAACACUGAAAAUCUAUGGAAGCAAAACAUACUGACAGAAAAACUACAUCUUGAUGGACUGAAGACUGAGCUGGAGAAAGAGAGAGAAGAUCUGAACAGAGAGAAGGAGAUGAUGAACAAAGAGAAACUGGAGUUGGAGCUGAUGAGAUCUGACGUCAAGAACCAAAUGGACUUGUUAGAACAAGAGAAACAAGAUCUAAGCAAAGAAAAAGACAAGUUGGAAAUGACAAAGACUGAACUACAGAAGAAGAAAGAACAUGCAGACAGUCUGUUUGAUGAGCUCAACAGAGAGAAAACCAACAUUAAAGAUCUGACCCUUCAAGUUCACACUGAAAGAGACAAACUUCAGAAUGUGAUGAACAUCAUUGCACUGAAGCCAAAAGAACAAGAACUCCAGGAUGAGAACAACAGAAAAAUGAAACAAGAACUGGAAAGCCAAGAGGAGAGAAUACUGGCAGAAAGACAGGAAGUGGAACGUUUGAGGAAGGAUCUCAACAAGAAGAAAGAAGAAGCUGAGGUUGCAAUGAAGGACAUGAGUGGAGAGAGAGAAUUCCUCAGUCAGAUGAAGACUGACAUUGACAGAGAAAGAAAAAUGUUUUGGAAUGAAAAGGACAAACUGGAACGAGAAAGGUCUGAGCUGGUGAUGAGGGAACAUCAAGUCACCAAUAAAAUGAAAGUCAUAGAAAAUCUGAGAGUAAAACUGCAACAGCUGAAUGAAAGGAUGAGUAAAGACAUCAAACACAAAAUGGAAAGUUUACAACAGAAAAAUGAAGAUGUGAUAUUAGUGUACAAUGCACUGGAAGAAAAUAUAGCAGAACUUGGUGGACAGAAAGAAAACAUGGUGUGUUACUCUGAGCUGUUAGAGAGAGAAAAGGAAGGUCUGAUCAGUAUACUGUCAGACAUUGUCAUCCAGAAAGAGAACACUGAAAAUCUAUGGAAGCAAAACAUACUGACAGAAAAACUACAUCUUGAUGGACUGAAGACUGAGCUGGAGAAAGAGAGAGAAGAUCUGAACAGAGAGAAGGAGAUGAUGAACAAAGAGAAACUGGAGUUGGAGCUGAUGAGAUCUGACGUCAAGAACCAAAUGGACUUGUUAGAACAAGAGAAACAAGAUCUAAGCAAAGAAAAAGACAAGUUGGAAAUGACAAAGACUGAACUACAGAAGAAGAAAGAACAUGCAGACAGUCUGUUUGAUGAGCUCAACAGAGAGAAAACCAACAUUAAAGAUCUGACCCUUCAAGUUCACACUGAAAGAGACAAACUUCAGAAUGUGAUGAACAUCAUUGCACUGAAGCAAAAAGAACAAGAACUCCAGGAUGAGAACAACAGAAGAAUGAAACAAGAACUGGAAAGCCAAGAGGAGAGAAUACUGGCAGAAAGACAGGAAGUGGAACGUUUGAGGAAGGAUCUCAACAAGAAGAAAGAAGAAGCUGAGGUUGCAAUGAAGGACAUGAGUGGAGAGAGAGUACUCCUCAGUCAGAUGAAGACUGACAUUGACAGAGACAGAGAAAUGUUUUGGAAUGAAAAGGACAAACUGGAACGAGAAAGGUCUGAGCUGGUGAUGAGGGAACAUCAAGUCACCAAUAAAAUGAAAGUCAUAGAAAAUCUGAGAGUAAAACUGCAACAGCUGAAUGAAAGGAUGAGUAAAGACACGAGUAACAAAAUCAUCAGACUGGAACAAAACAACGAAGACGUACUGAAACUGCUCAGUGUUUUGGAGCAAAAGCUAAUUGAUGUGGAUCAACACAAAGAAAAUAUAACACGUUCCAAUGAGACACUACAGAGAGAAAGGGAAGGUUUGAAGAGGGUGUUGUCAGGAAUUGUCGUCCAGAGACAAGACAUGAAAAAUCGACUGGAAGCAGAGGCUGUGUUGGAGAAGACAGAUCUAAUGAAACUAAAGGCAGAGCUGGAGAAAGAGAGAGAAGAUCUGGAAAGAAUGAAUGAGAUGAUGAACAAAGAGAAGCUGGACGUGGAGGCGAUGAGGUCUGACAUCAAGAACCAAAUGGACUUGUUAGAACAAGAGAAAGGAGAUUUAAGCAAAGAAAAAGACAAGUUGGAAAAGACCCAGACUGAACUACAGAAGAAGAAAGAACAUGCAGACAGUCUGUUUGAUGAGCUCAACAGAGAGAAAACCAACAUUAAAGAUCUGACCCUUCAGGUUCACACUGAAAGAGACAAACUUCAGAAUGUGAUGAACAUCAUUGCAUGGAAGCAAAAAGAACAAGAACUCCAGGAUGAGAACAACAGAAGAAUAAAAGAAGAACUGGAAAGCCAAGAGAAGAGAAUACUGGCAGAAAGACAGGAAGUGGAACGUUUGAGGAAGGAUCUCAACAAGAAGAAAGAAGAAGCUGAGGUUGCAAUGAAGGACAUGAGUGGAGAGAGAGAAUUCCUCAGUCAGAUGAAGACUGACAUUGACAGAGAAAGAGAAAUGUUUUGGAAUGAAAAGGACAAACUGGAACGAGAAAGGUCUGAGCUGAUGAUGAGGGAACAUCAAGUCACCAAUAAAAUGAAAGUCAUAGAAAACCUGAGAGUAAAACUGCAACAGCUGAAUGAAAGGAUGAGUAAAGACAUCAAACAAAGAGAACACUGA
Molecule: messenger RNA, 13973 nt
Organism: Toxotes jaculatrix (banded archerfish)
Lineage: Eukaryota; Metazoa; Chordata; Actinopteri; Toxotidae
Product: golgin subfamily B member 1-like
Exons: 10
Coding region: 189-13973 (4594 amino acids)
Source: RefSeq, a predicted model, not a curated record